GCCACCGUAUGAUGUCGUGGCGUUUGGUGAUGUGCACAAACUUGCCACAGUUACGCGACUACCGUUAGCUGCGAUAUUGACCGUGUUCAGUAGAUUUGUUUACUUUGACGUUACAUUAACCACCGGACAGUGUUACCUCCUGCGAUUCACGAUGAGGCGCACCGCUGUGGGUGAAGGAGGUCCUGGGAGUUAUGUAGCCAGUGGAUACAGUGUGUAUGAAGAGGAGAAUGAACAUCUACAGGAGGGACUGAGAGCUAAAGUCAGCGCUUUGAAAAGUCUGACUAUCGACAUUGGAACAGAAGUGAAAUAUCAGAAUAAAAUGCUGGACGAUAUGGACUCGGACUUCGACUCAACGGGCGGCCUGCUGGGCGCCACCAUCGGCAGAGUCAAGCAGCUGUCCAGAGGCAGUCAGACCAAGCUGCUGUGCUACAUGCUGCUCUUCUGCUUCUUUGUCUUCUUUGUCCUGUACUGGUUCAUCAAGCUGAGGUGAUAGGAGGACUCUGGUGAACUUGGCCGCUUAACUCCACAUCGUCAUCCCCAGUCUGUGCCACGCUGAUGCUUCUCAGAACGAGACCCACAUGAUGUUGAUGAGGAAAGACAGCGAUUUGUUUUAGCCUUUUCACCUUUACAUAUGCCCAUGUCUCUCAGUAUUUCAUAGAAUGACCUCAGAACUGAGUCAGGACAGGACUCCUUAUGAUGCUUUGUGAUGGAAUCCCUAAAAGUAAAACCGGGUCUAAGAUGAUUAUUACCCAUGUGAAGUAGGAAUCACGUAUGUAUAUAUAAGAAAGGCACUGCCACAUUAUGUAUAUGUACUUGAAAUCGACCUAAUUUACUUAAAUGAAGAGAUGAGACGUGACAAACUGAAAAUACUACUGUGUCAGAAACCUUAAUGCAGUCGUGAGCACAUUAUAUGUGGUGUAUAGUGUGAUAAGACUGAUGAAAUGGCAUACUGGUUGAUACAGACAGUUGUGUUAAAAGUGAUUAAGAUAUAGAAUGCUACUUAAAGAAAAUGAUCGAGUGUAUUUGCUUUUAAAUUGAAUGGAUAUAUUACAGCAUUCAGCAUCCAUACAAAACAUUAAUAGCAGUGUCUACAUUGUGUCAUCUUUGUUGUAAAAAAUAUUUUUUAAUGUAAAUAAACAAAUUUUAUGAUCUGAAA
This is a messenger RNA of Plectropomus leopardus (leopard coralgrouper), 1156 nucleotides long. It is a transcript of the gene bet1, whose product is annotated as Bet1 golgi vesicular membrane trafficking protein. NCBI's taxonomy places the organism in Eukaryota, Metazoa, Chordata, Actinopteri, Perciformes, Serranidae. The record is from RefSeq and is a predicted model, not a curated record.